AUGGACGAAAUUCAUUACCUACCUCUUAUUGAAACUUCAUAUCUUUCGAGAUUUAUAAUUCUGACACCAAAGAAUGAGUACUGUGAUGAAAUCAACAAGAGGGUUUUAGAUCUCUUUCCGGACUUAUCCAAAAUUUACACAAGUGUGAACAUACUAAUUAUAGAAGAUAAAAGUAAACUGCUGCAAUUUCCUGCUGAAUACCUGAACAGCCUUGAGAUGAAUGAUUUUCCAAGCAACGAGCUGAUCUUAAAAGAAGGUGCUAUUGUUAUGCUCUUGAGGAAUUUGAAUACAGAUGUAGGAUUACAAAACAGCACGAAACUAAUUGUAAGAAAAGUGUUCGAGAACAGUUUAAAUUUAGAGAUUAUAACUGGUAGACAUUUUGGACAAAGAGCACUGUACCCCGCAUUGAUUUACCUCCAUCGAAAACUACUGUUUCAUUUUCAUUUAAGCGAAAAAAAUUUCCUAUAA
This is a messenger RNA of Cinara cedri, 468 nucleotides long. The record is from the annotation of a GenBank genome assembly. NCBI's taxonomy places the organism in Eukaryota, Metazoa, Arthropoda, Insecta, Hemiptera, Aphididae.